This is a messenger RNA of Cordyceps fumosorosea ARSEF 2679, 1545 nucleotides long. RefSeq names its product Pyridoxal phosphate-dependent transferase, major domain protein. NCBI's taxonomy places the organism in Eukaryota, Fungi, Ascomycota, Sordariomycetes, Hypocreales, Cordycipitaceae. Gene Ontology annotation, biological process: biosynthetic process. Bases 1 to 1545 code for a protein of 514 amino acids. The record is from RefSeq and is a predicted model, not a curated record. Gene Ontology annotation, molecular function: L-2-aminoadipate:2-oxoglutarate transaminase activity; pyridoxal phosphate binding. The transcript has 4 exons.
AUGAAGUGGAAGUGGCCGUCCGCUUCACCACUAACACAACAAGGCCGCAUCCCUGCUCAAGGAGAGUUGAUGCGUCGACAGCGCAUUACUGAGAGCCCGUGGUGGCUUGGAACAAGUUUGGGCUGUCUUCUGUACCUAGAAGACCCAAAUCAACUUCCUCCGCGGCUGGCCGGCCCCCGAUGGCCGGCCCCCGAGCUGCUCCCCGCCGAGCAGCUCGCGGCCGCCUGCCAGCGCGUGCUGCGCGCGGACCCCGCCGUCUACACCCCGGUGCUCGAGUACGGCGCCGACGAGGGCUACGAGCCGCUGCGCCGCGGCCUGGCCGCCUGGCUGGCCCGACACUACCGCGUCACCCCGGACCCGCGCCGCAUCUGCAUCACCGGCGGCGCCAGCCAGAACCUCGCCUGCCUCCUGCAGAGCUUCACCGACGUCCACGUCACCCGCGCCGUCUGGGCCGUCGCGCCCGUCUACCACCUCGCCGUGCCCAUCUUCAACGACGCCGGCUUCGGCCCCGGCCGCGUCCACGCCACCCCCGAGGACGAGGACGGCGUCGACGUCGACGCCCUGGAGCGCAAGAUUCGCGCGCUGGAGCGGGAAGAGCAAGGCAAGGAUUUCGGCAAGCCGAGCAAGCGGCCCGACCCGAAGCGCAAGUUCUAUCGGCACCUGAUCUACGUCGUGCCGACGUGCGCCAACCCUUCAGGCAAGUCCAUGCCCGUCACCCGUCGCGAAGCCCUGGUCCAGCUGGCGCGCAGGCACGACGCGCUGAUCGUCUGCGACGACGUCUACGACUUCUUGCAGUGGCCGCUCGAGGGGCCCGUCACCGCCGCGCGCCCGCCCGAGAUGCGCCUGCCGCGCCUCUGCGACAUUGACCUCUCCCUGCCGCGCGCCGCCUCCGACCCCGCCGGCUUCCGCCACACUGUGAGCAACGGCUCCUUCAGCAAGAUCUCCGGCCCCGGCGUGCGCACCGGCUGGGCCGAGGCGUCGCCGGCCUUCGCGGCCGGCCUCGCCAGCACCGGGUCCACCCGCUCCGGCGGCGCCCCGAGCCAGCUGUGCGCCGGCAUGCUGUGCGACCUGGUCGACAGCGGCGCGCUGGAGCGCAGCAUCGACGAGGUCCUGCGGCCCGCGCUGCAGCGCCGCCACCGCCUGCUGCUCAACGCGGUGCGCGCGCGCCUGGCGCCGCGCGGCGUCACGCUGCGCGAGUCCAGCCUGACCGGCGGCGGCGCCGGGUCCUUUGGCGGCUACUUCUUGUGGCUAGGGCUCGGGGAGGGCAGCGGAUACUCGGCGGACCUGGUCGCGCACGUGGCCCGUGAGGAGGAGAACGUCAUCAUCGGCCACGGCAACAUGUUUACGGUGCAGGACGAGGAGACCAGGACGUUGUUUGAGGAUCGCUUUCGGCUGUGCUUCUCGUGGUUGCCGGAAAAGGACCUGGAGGAGGGCGUCGAGAGGCUGGAACAGGUCUUGAUCCGGAUCGAAGAGAACCGGGAGCACUAUAGAGCGGUGGAGGACAGAUUGCUUGGUGAAAAUGCUGACAUGAAACAACAUGUAUAA